AUGAUCAACUCUCCAACCAUAUGCCAGAUCAUUGUGAGCCAAGCCUUAGAGCCCAUUCGGUCCGUGAACCCAGAAGCCACUAUCAUCCAAUAUAUGGAUGACAUCCUUGUUGCAGCGCCGACGUCAGACCAUGUGGACAAUCUUGUGUCAGCCACCUCUACUGCAGCAGUGGUAUGGCAGACACAAGAACGAUGGCAAUGCAUAAAAAUGAGAGACAAGUCGCUGUCUGUCCAACUCCUGGAAGCCUCUGCUGUGGUAUUGGCAUGCGGAUUGUUCCCAUCAGAGCACCUUAACAUCGUAACAGACUCCAUGUUCGUCGCCAGGCUCUGUCAGGCGAUGUCUGGACCAGGCAUUUCAGCAUCCUCUGCCGCUGCCAUGAUAGAAGAAGCACUUUUCUCACGCCAAGGCACCAUAUCUAUGAUACAUGUCAACAGCCAUAACCCCGUUAGGGGAUUUUUUCAAAUCGGCAAUGACAAGGCUGAUGCUGCAGCGAAAGGGCUUUGGACUUUACAAGAUGCGCGACAACUAUAUGAGUCACUCCAUGUUGGAGCCAAGGCACUGGUCAAGAAAUGCAACAUCUCAAUAGCAGACGCCAGGCACAUAGUGGCUACUUGUCCUCAUUGUCAGAAAGCACCCUUGUGGUCUAGUGGGAUCAAUCCCAGAGGCCUCAAGGCCUCCGAGAUCUGGCAAACAGAUUUUACCCUCUGCCAAAUAUUGAAGCCUCGAGCUUGGCUCGCUGUAACAGUAGACACAUACAGCGGCAUGAUCGUUGCAACUCAACAUGCAAAGACAAGUUCCAAGGCAACGAUUCAGCAUUGGCUAACGGCUAUGGCAUGGCUUGGCAUUCCAAAACAAAUCAAAACAGACAAUGGCACAAACUUUAUUGCCAGGUCAACUCAAGAGUUCGCAACUAAGUGGAACAUCACCCUAAAACAGGGCAUUCUGUACAACAGCACGGGUCAAGCCAUCGUGGAAAGAGCAAACCAAACUUUGAAAUCUAAGUUAGAAACCUUAGCCAAAGCAGAAGGGUUUACCAAUAACAUCCCUCCGCCAGAACAACCACGCUUGCUAGCCACCACCAUGCUAGAGUUGAACCAGUUCCCCAGGGGAGAUCAAGCACAAUCCCCUUCCCAAAAGCAUUGGGCCACCGAAGCACUGAAAGAAGGCCCACCAGUUAAAAUUAGAAAUGAAUUGGGAGAUUGGGAAUCAGGGUGGAAAUUGGUCCUGACAGGUCGAGGCCUGCCUCACAUUGGACAGGGAGAACUGGAUGUGCGUCCUUACCAGCCGUGCACCUGGACACUUCGCAAUCCCUUGGACGGCAGAGUAAUUGCCCAAACUGUGUCUAAUGCCCCUAGCUUCAUUGUUCACAUUAGUGAUAUAUUUAACACCGAUGGAAUAGGAAUUGACCCUAGUCAGGGAAAAUCUUUUGCCUACAUUAAUUGGGGAACAUACUGGUGUCCUAGUGUCAACCCCGGUAAAAGCUAUUGCACCUAUCCUGGAUAUGGGUUUUGUGGGUAUUGGGGUUGUGAAACCAUCGUCACCAGUAACCAGUGGACACCAGCUAGGAGAGAUAGUUUCCUAGACGUGGGUUUUUGGCCCAAAGGCUGCAAGCGGCCCAUGUUUGGAAAGAGCGGUAUGAUCACUGCUAAAGGAAGCUGUUCCCACCUAAAUGUAACAGUCCUGCAACCUCAAGACAUCAACUGGGCGUUAGGACGAAAGUGGUCAGUAUUCCUUCAUAGUUGGGAUACAGAUCCGAACAAGAUCGUUCAAAUUAUCAGAGCUUCACCACCGCACCACACCACUCUCGGACCCAACAGAGUUGUAGCCCAACAAUACAAUCACAUAAACAGCAAUCCCACGCCUAGCCUCACUAGUGCCACAUCAGCACUUAAUGGCGCGCUCAAACUGAUGUCUCAUGCCCUCUUUCAUCGCAUGCUAAAUGCCACAUUUCUAUCACUAAAUGCAACAAAGCCAGACCUUACCUGUUCUUGUUGGCUUUGCUAUGAUGCCUACCUGCCCUUUUACGAAGGGGUAGCCCUUAAUGCCAUGUUCAGCUACUCCAGAGCAAAUGACCCCAAGCGAUGCUUGUGGAACACCCCUCGCAAAGGAAUCACACUAGAGCAAGUUUCGGGCAAAGGCGUUUGCAUAGGCAACAGAUAG
Molecule: messenger RNA, 2160 nt
Organism: Pseudopodoces humilis (Tibetan ground-tit)
Lineage: Eukaryota; Metazoa; Chordata; Aves; Passeriformes; Paridae
Source: RefSeq, a predicted model, not a curated record